Molecule: messenger RNA, 7043 nt
Organism: Archocentrus centrarchus (flier cichlid)
Lineage: Eukaryota; Metazoa; Chordata; Actinopteri; Cichliformes; Cichlidae
Gene: ankrd50
Product: ankyrin repeat domain 50
Exons: 4
Coding region: 851-5131 (1426 amino acids)
Molecular function (GO): protein binding
Source: RefSeq, a predicted model, not a curated record
UCGCUGUGGAGCUGUGCAGGGCAGCAGGAGGAGCCGACACUAACAGAAAGGAGUGAUUCAAAGAAAGACAAGAACGCUGCUCAAAUGCACAAAAUUGGGCUUUGAAUUGCGCCGGGAGGAACGGUCGGUGGUUUAUCCGGAGCCUUUGGUUUGGACAGAAAGGGUGUAGACUACGGACACAGCAACCCCCUUCCCUCCCACCCAAAAACAGCAAAAGGAAUCGGAAAGAGGGAAGGAGCCAGGCUUAGUAUGUUAUUGGAGAAAGUCACUCAGCACUGGCAGUUGGGUCCAUGUUAAUGUAAUGGAAACACCCUUUUAGUCGGUAGCAUCUGAAAUGCAUCAGCGGAAAUAUAUCAGUGACUUCCAUGGCUAAUUCUAUCAAGUGGUGGUGGCUUGAAUUUCCCAGUGGAUGCACUCAAGAGCCGGGUGCCCUGCCAUGCCCAGCGCCAUGCUAAGACAACAUGGUCAUAAUAACAAGGAGCACUUAGUUCAACCAGUGGGGAAGCUAUGGAAAAAGUUGGUGGAAAAUCUAUGGUUUGAACCUCGACUUUGACUUCCUUUUUUCUUUUUGACCUAGAUUUUCUGUAACGCUCCACAGCUCAGCUGCUUUUCCUGCCAUCCACAGCAGCUCUGCUUCUUUCUCUACUUUCACUCUACUCGCCUUCACUCUUGUUGCUUCUUAAAACCAAGGACAGCUGAACUGCAUCCUCCUUUCUGAGAGGUACAAUUGCACCUGACAAAAUGGAUGUUCGAAUUUACAGCCAGCCUUUGUUGGAGAUGAAAAUGUGAGGGGGCGUAAUGAAGGGAACCUGAAGAGGAGGAAUAGGUGGAACAGCAGCACUAGAUCACAAUGGCCCAAACCAGUUUGCUGCAAGGGAAGCGCUUUUACUGCCGGGAGUGGGUGUUCCAUAAGAUCCAGCAUUGCCUCCAGGAGAAAACCAACAACCUCAGCGGAGUGAUCAGCACUCCCAAUAAACAGCCCCCAUUGACACCCGGUGGUGGCGCAUCCAACCCUGGCAGCCUCACAGCUGGAUCUGCAAAGUCGGGUAGCUCCUGGGGCGUGUUGCUGGUGGGAGGGCCUGGAAGUGGGAAAACUGCACUGUGCACAGAGCUGUUAUGGCCCACGUCAGUCCAGGGAACCCACCGCGGUCUACACCAGCAGAGCCUGGCUUUCCACUUCUGCCGGGCAGAUGACUCGGACACGCUGUGUGUUGGCGGUUUCAUCCGAGGUCUGGUAACUCAGAUUUGUCACAGCGGGCUGGUGCCGGGAUACGAGGAAAAGGUGCGCGAUCCGGCUGUGCAGAGCACUUUGCAGCCUGGAGAGUGUGAGAGGAACCCCACAGAGGCUUUCAAGAGGUGCGUCCUCCUGCCUCUCUUGAGUGUGAAGCCUCCUCAGCAGGCACUCUUCCUGCUUGUGGACUCCAUUGAUGAAGGCUGGCAGCUGGGUGAGGGGGAGCAGAGGUCCUCGCCGGGUUCUCCCAGAACCAUUGCGGAGCUCCUGGCCAGUCAUCACGAGUUUCUGCCUCCCUGGCUGCUCCUCAUCUGCUCCGCACGGCGACAGAACAAAGCCAUUACCAAACUAUUCACAGGAUUCCGCAAAAUCAGCCUUGAUGAUCUGCGUAAGGCCUACAUCGUUAAGGAUGUGCAACAGUAUAUCCUUCACAGGCUGGAUCAGGAGGAGGCCCUGAGGCAGCAUCUGACCAAGGAGACAGCGGAGAUGCUUAACCAACUUCACAUCAAGAGCAGUGGUUGUUUCCUUUACCUGGAACGUGUGCUGGAUGGCGUGGUGGAGAGCUUUAUCAUGCUUCGUGAAAUCCGUGACAUCCCGGGCACUCUUAAUGGCCUCUACCUGUGGCUCUGCCAGAGACUAUUUGUCAGAAAACAGUUUGCCAAAGUACAACCGAUUCUUAAUGUAAUCCUUGCAACUUGCAGGCCGCUCACAGUCAAAGAACUGUAUCAUGCAGUCUGGACCAAAAACAUGACACUGACCAUGGAAGAGUUUCAGAAAAAGAUGGACAUUCUUUCCAAGUUAUUGGUCGAUGGCCUCGGGAGCACUAAAAUCCUUUUUCACUACAGUUUUGCAGAGUGGCUGCUAGAUGUUAAGCACUGCACCCAAAAGUACUUGUGCAAUGCAGCAGAGGGACACAGAAUGUUGGCGAUGAGUUAUACUUGCCGGGCAAAGCAGCUUAAGCCACUCGAGGUGCAGGAAUUUGCAUUGCAUCUUGUUAACUCCAAUCUGCAGAUUGAGCCAUUUAAUCUGGCUCUUUGGAUGGUUUGGAAUGGAACCCCUGCUAAAGACUCUCUGAGCACCUCCAUACCAAGGGAACAGGAGGUUCUACAGCUUCUGGUCAAAGCUGGUGCACAUGUAAACAAUGAGGAUGAUCAUGCUUCAUGUAUUGUACAACAGGCCCUAGAAAGAGAGGACUCUAUACGGACAUUACUUGACAAUGGGGCAUCUGUGAACCAGUGUGACUCUAGUGGCAAAACUCUGCUGAGUAAUGCUGCAUAUAGUGGAAACCUCGAUGUUGUCAACUUGCUUAUAUCCAGAGGAGCAAACAUGGAGCUAGAAGACAACAAUGGACAAACAGCGCUUACUCUCGCUGCAAGGCAGGGCCACACGAAAGUGGUCAACUGCCUCAUUGGCUGUGAGGCCAACAUCAACCACACAGAUCAUGAUGGAUGGACUGCUCUCCGCUCAGCAGCAUGGGGUGGACAUUCAGAAGUCGUCUCUGCCCUGCUUUAUGCUGGUGCCAAAGUGGACUGUGCUGAUGCCGAUGGCAGAACUGCUUUGAGAGCUGCCGCUUGGGGAGGUCAUGAAGACAUUGUGUUGAACCUUCUUCAGCAUGGGGCUGAGGUCAACAAAGCAGACAAUGAAGGAAGAACAGCUCUUAUUGCUGCAGCAUACAUGGGACACAGAGAGAUUGUUGAGCACCUGCUGGACCACGGAGCUGAAGUUAAUCACGAAGACGUUGAUGGAAGGACUGCCCUUUCAGUCGCUGCUCUCUGCGUUCCUGCAAGUAAAGGCCAUGCAUCGGUCGUGAGCCUUUUGAUCGACAGGGGUGCAGAGGUUGACCACUGCGAUAAAGACUGCAUGACACCUCUCCUUGUGGCUGGCUAUGAAGGACAUGUAGAUGUAGUUGAUUUGCUUUUGGAAGGUGGAGCUGAUGUGGAUCAUACAGACAACAAUGGUCGCACCCCUCUUCUGGCUGCUGCAUCAAUGGGCCAUGCAUCUGUUGUCAACACACUGCUUUUUUGGGGAGCUGCUGUUGAUAGCAUCGACAGCGAGGGAAGGACUGUGCUGAGCAUUGCAUCUGCUCAGGGUAACGUGGAGGUGGUCAGAACUCUGCUGGACAGAGGUCUUGACGAGAAUCACCGGGAUGAUGCAGGCUGGACCCCGCUACACAUGGCCUCAUUUGAGGGCCACCGGCAAGUUUGCAAUGCCCUUAUUGAACAAGGUGCUCGCUGCACAGAGGUAGAUAACGAUGGUAGAAUACCGCUGAUAUUAGCUGCACAAGAGGGACAUUAUGACUGUGUGCAAAUUCUUCUGGAACACAAGUCGUGCAUUGACCAGAGGGGAUAUGAUGGGAGGAAUGCUCUCAGGGUAGCUGCACUAGAAGGUCACAGGGAGAUUGUUGAACUGCUGCUGAGCCACGGUGCUGAUAUAGAUUACAAAGAUGCAGAUGGACGCCCAACGCUUUACAUAUUAGCACUUGAAAAUCAGCUGGCCAUGACAGAGUAUUUCCUUGAAAAUGGAGCAAAUGUGGAAGCUUGUGACACUGAGGGCAGAACAGCCCUCCAUGUAUCCUGCUGGCAAGGGCAUAUUGAAAUGGUGAGGCUGCUGAUUAACUAUCACGCUGACGUGAAUGCCUGUGACAAUGAGAAGCGAUCUGCCCUCCAGUCUGCCGCAUGGCAAGGCCAUACAAAAGUUGUGCAGUUUUUGAUAGAGAAUGGCACACAUGUAGAUCACACAUGCAAUCAGGGAGCAACGGCACUAGGCAUAGCUGCCCAGGAGGGUCACAUCGAUGUAGUACAAAUACUUCUCGAAAACGGUGCUGACCCCAAUCAUGCCGAUCAGUUUGGAAGAACAGCAAUGAGGGUAGCAGCAAAAGGUGGCCAUUCAAUGAUUAUAAAACUUCUAGAAAAAUAUGGAGCUACAACUCUAAAUGGCUGCAACCCCUCCCCGGUGCAUACCAUGGAAGAAAAAACACCAUUGGCAGUGAGUGGUAAAAUGCAGUCUCUCACCAUCAAAUCAAGCAGUUCUGGCAGCACCGGGGCAGGAGAUAUGCAGUCAUCUGGACGUGGUCUACAGAACGGGCCUGUUCAUGCCUUCAGCUCGCCAUCGGAGUCUCCUGAUUCCACUGUAGAUAGACAGAAAUCCUCCUUGUCAAAUAAUUCCCUCAAGAGUUCAAAGAACUCCUCUUUGAGAACCACAUCAUCUACAGCCACAGCGCAAACGGUGCCGAUUGACAGUUUUCACGGACUGACGUUUACAGAACAGAUUCAACAGCACUCACUGCCUCGCAGCCGGAGCAGACAGUCCAUCGUGUCUCCUUCCUCUACCACAAAGUCCAUUACUCAGCAGCCAUCAUCUCCAUCCAAUGACUUUGACUGGUCUCAGCUGAAAUCUGGUCUUAAGUCCACAAAGGGAACCAAAACUGGAAAUAGCACAGCAAACAGCAAAACAGCACUGGGAGACAAGAAGAAAAUCAAGAACAGUGGCUCAACCCAGGGUCAGGUUCUGGAGUAUGAGAUGACCCAGUUUGACAAGAGAAUUGCCAUUAACAAAUCGGUAGCCAACAUAGCAGUGAAAGAUCCUCAUUGCAAGAUCGUGAUUGGCGGCUCAGUUCAACAGGAAAGGGGACAAUGCCAGGAUCAAUUUUUCAUACAGCAGCAGAGCUGUUCCGAGAAGAAGAGGAACGGUAUCAUGACUAACCCCAACUAUCACCUACAGGGUAAUCAGGUUUUCUUGGGUAGGGUAUCAGUUCCACGGACUGUUCAGAACAGAGGCCACCAGGAUGUUCUAGAGAACUAUCCCAUAGGGGAAACAGAGCUAAGCCUUAAACAAGCCCUGAAACUGCAGCUUGAAGGAUCAGACCAUGGGUUUAACUACAAAAAGGAGACUCCGUUAUAGCUGGUAAGAGGCACUUUUUGAAAUAAUCUUCCAGCAUGUGAUCUUAAUGCGAUACAGCAAGCAUGUUUAGAUGGUGAAAUCAAGGCCAGGGUGACAGCACACAGCAAACAACACAUAUUUUUUGGCUUAUCUAAGGACUAAUAAAGAGGCGAAUAACUGGCACAUAGAUGAUACUGGAAUGCAUUCAGUAGAACCGCCAUUAGUUGGAUUUAAUCAGGCUUGCAUGAAGAAUGCCUCCCAAACAAAACAUUAACCCAAAUCAUUCCUGUGCGAUUUCAGAUGUCUUGAAUGCCAUUCGUCACGCAGACGGUGGAGGGAAUGUGCCAAAGCAACUGUUUUCAUCUGCAUAAAAAAUACUUUUGGUUUAUUUUUAUCCCCCCCCCCCAUCAGUGGGAGACCUCAAAAUAUUACCUAGGGAAGAUCGAUUGCUGCCUAAGGCUUAUGUGAACUGAUACUUCAAUGUGCCUACAUCUGUUACAGCCUUCUUCAUGUAUCCAUGCAAACUAUCAUUUUAAUUUAAUGUAAUGCUAUUUAAUAAACAGUGUAUGCACUUUUAAAAGAGUCAAAUGACAGACAUGCAUUCGUUCAAGUCACUCGUAUCCCAUCCUUGUUUUAUCCAAGUAAAACAUACCAAUGCUUUUUAUUAUUUUGUAUUACGUUUGUUCGACUUUUUAAACACUGACAGCAAUGUACCACUGGGUACACUGUAACAAAUCAGAGGACACAACAGUAACUGAUGCCAUGGUGUGAACUUAAGCGCAUUGAUAGUCUGCCUUUUCUAGAGACCCCAAAUAAUCUGUGUUUAACUUUGAUCAGUGUGUUAAACUUAGUUUGUGUGUGAUAUGUCAAUAGCUAUUUUCAUCACGAGUAUAUACAAGUGUAUUUAUUUUUGGAAAAAAGCCACCUUUUGUUUUCACAUUACAUCCUACCAUGGUGCUGUGCUCAGACGUUGCCUGCAGUUAUUUUCCAACUCCCAAUUUGUUGGCUUUGUGAGUUUGUGCAUUAUUAAAAUAUCUAAGAAAGAGGGAGGAUCACUGAAAAUGUAAACAAAAAAAAAUAAUGAAUUUGUCCCUAUGGGAUUUUUUUUUUUUUUUUUUGAGUUGUUGUGUUGUGCGUCCUGUUUUGUGUGCAUAAAGAAUAUUUAAAUUACCCAUUUUGGUGCUAAAAGCAGCAGUUUCAAGUGAUUAAAAAAACGCAUUUGUCGGCACAGGUACAUGUAUAACCUACUGCAGUGCAAGAAACAAAAUUCAAGCUUUGUUUCCUUAUUGUCGUGUGGUUAAUUUUCAGGGGCGUGACACACAAAGACUCAAAAAGGGUUCAGCCAUUAAGACAACUACUAGCUGUCAGUGACAUUGUCUGAAAUGCAAAGUUGUAAAGCCAAAGUUGAAAUGACAUACCCCCGUCUCACCUCCUCCCUGCGAGAAGCUGAGGAUCAGCCCGGCGGGAGAAUGAGGGGAGGAGGUGCUCAGCUGUGACACUGAGGGAACUCAAACAUCUGUUUCUUAUGAAUUUUGUGGAGCUGCGUUAGCGUUUACAGGCUGUCUCAUAUUUUUUUUUGUGCAGGCUUUUGAUAAUGUUAACAGUGAGCUAUAUUUUACCAAGAACCGGGAUCAGGGGAAUAGAAACCUAUCGCAUGCACCAACACUUAUAAGCCCUAGUGAAAGCUCUUCAGUACUACAGUAGCUCAAACGUAUGCCAUGAAGGGUCAGUAGAAGGACUGUAAGCAGGACCGUUGGAAAACAUACUGUAUAGUCUUAUUGAGCAGUUAUCUUGUUUGUCUUGACUGUGUUUUGUCUGCCAUCUUUGAUUUGACUGUCAGUGAUUGGAUUGUAAAUAGCUUACCAUGUACAUUCAACUUUCAUUUAAAAAGAAUUCCUGUAUUAUAUGAAGUGGAAUUUUCUGAUGUAUAUUA